AGGAUACAAACAUGACCAGAAAUACUGAAAGAAACAUUGAAUUAAUGGACAAAUAUCUUUCAGAGGGUGAAAAGAUUGCCCCAGAAGACAUGCUGUUUUCCUACAGAGAUAUUUUAUUCCCUGCUUCAGUUAGUAGCCCAGAGACUUUGGAAGCUCUGAAAUCCUUUGAAGCCAGGAGCGAUGAUGUGAUUCUAGUAGGCUAUCCUAAAUCAGGAACCAACUGGCUUGAACAAAUGGUGCAGGAGUUGGCGGAUGCCAAAUAUACAGAAGAGGAAAGAAAAGAGAGAAUAAAUGCUGAAAAGAAGGUAGAGACGUUUCAGCGUCUAGAAUUUGGAGAUCCUGGAAUAUAUGAGAGGAUGAAGAAACUGCCUUCCAGAAGAAUUAUAGUAACCCAUCUGACACCUCAACUCUUGCCUCCAUCCAUUUUCCAAAGCAAGAUCCUUGUGUUAGUUCGGAACCCCAAGGACACAGCAGUCUCCUAUUACCACUUCUACAACAACCUGACACUGCUGCCAUCCUUUGCCUCCUGGGAUGAAUACUUUCCAGACUUCAUGAAUGGGAAAUUGGCCUGGGGAUCCUACUUUGACCACCUAGUGGAAUGGAACAAAUACAUCGACAAUGAGAGGAUCAUGACAAUAAGCUACGAGGAACUCAAAGAGGACCAGGUACAGGGGAUGAAAAAGAUUGCUGCCUUCUUUGGAUUCUCCCUCUGUGAGGAAGAUUUUUUGAGAAUUGCCAAGAAGACCAGUUUCAAAGCUAUGAAAGAGAAAUCCAGUGAAACCCACGGAAAGUUUGGGGAUGUCCUCUUCAGGAAGGGGGUUGUUGGAAGCUGGAAAGAUCUCUUCUCUGAGGCUCAGAAUGAAGAAAUGUACCGGAAAUUUGAAGAUACUCUAGGAGGAACAAAGAUGGCAGCAAAGAUAAAAUAUGAUGUGUACUGCAAGGCCUGAAAAUAAGCAGAUGAGUAGCAUGACAGCAAGUCAUGUUCCAAAGAUGUUUCUCCAAACGUGGAUAGUCCCCAUUUUUCCUUCCCAUGAGAGAACAGAAAAACCCCUUUAAGGACUAUCUGGUAUCUCCAAGAAUUUGGGUGGUAAUUCUUUGGUGGGUCCUGGGUCUAGGGCAUGUGCUUUGCUUGAUGUAACCAAAUAAAAUGUGUGUAUACCUCGA
Molecule: messenger RNA, 1164 nt
Organism: Pipra filicauda (Wire-tailed manakin)
Lineage: Eukaryota; Metazoa; Chordata; Aves; Passeriformes; Pipridae
Product: sulfotransferase 6B1-like
Exons: 7
Coding region: 12-947 (311 amino acids)
Biological process (GO): sulfation
Cellular component (GO): cytoplasm
Molecular function (GO): sulfotransferase activity
Source: RefSeq, a predicted model, not a curated record